AUGAUUGGGGAGGAGCCUAGACCGAGUGACCCCACGCUGCAGGAAGAUUGGGACGAGCGCUCCUCGGCUGGCUACUAUUUGAUGUCGCAGAGUUUGGAGCUGAACCAGCGUCACCACGUCAUGCACCUGCUGCCGGAGGUUGAAUGCGGUCCGAAGGCGUGGACCGUGUUGAAGGAGCUGCACGCCCCGACCUCCGUUGUCGCAACGUUGAUGCUGGAGAGGGAGCUGUCCGCGUUGCGCCUGAGCGAGGGAGAGCCGGUGCAACCAGUCCUGGACAAGAUGCGCGACCUCUACGCGAAGUUGGCGACCGCGGGAAUCACCUACCCGGAGCAGACCAAGUGCUUGAAGAUGCUCUCGCUGCUGCCAGAAUCGUGGCUUCAAUUUACGAGCGGAUUGAGCCUGCCGCAGAACCAGAGCUUGUGGACGCUCGAGUGGGUGCGGACGAAGAUUCUGGAGGAGGACUUCCGUCGCCGCCAACUGAGGGGUGGAGACGACGGCAGCAGCGGCUACGGGAUGCAAGGGAGCCGACGUGGCAGAGGACGUGGCUUCGGUGGUGCUGGACGCGGUGCAAAGAAAGACGACGACUCCAACGACCAACAAGGAGGUACCGGUUGGGGUCGCGGUGCGAAAUCUGGACGUGGGGGCAAGUCGGGUGCUGGUGGCAAAAUGAAAGGGAGUUGCUGGUAUUGUGAGAAGGAAGGGCACCCCUGGUUUUUGUGCUAUAAGAAACCCGAUGGAUGGACCCCCCAGAAUCGUCACCAGGAUGGCGGCGCGCGGAGGAACCAGAAAAACGGCGCCAACAUGGUCGCUGAUUCGUCCGACAACAACCCGAAGGGCAACGGCGGUGCGGAGAAGAAGAAGGAGCGCACCGCGGGCCAAUUCUUCCAUGUGGGAGACAAGGGGGAGCAAGGAGACGCCUCUGCCAAAGUUGGAGCAGAGCUGCACCCCCUAGACUAUUGGGUGUUGGACACAGGCGCUGCUUGGACGAUGACGCCGCGCAAGGACCUGCUGGACGAAGUACGAGCUGCACCGAUCAAUGAAGUGUGCUCCGCCUCUGGACACAUGUUGAAGGUGGCUGGUGCGGGACGAGCUGCGUUUAAGGGAGCGGAUGGCAAGCCGGUGGUGCUGCACGACGUUCUCUUCGUCCCCGACCUGAAGGCCAACCUUAUCUCCCUCCGUAAGCUUGGCAAGGCUGGGGUGAACACCAACACGGAUGGGGCACGCACUUAUAAGGGGAAGCUGGGCAAUCGGGUGCUUUGGGAUCUGCACGAGAGCAAGGACGUGUACAGAUCUAUGUGGCAGCUGCCGGCCCUGGCGUGGCAUGGUGGGGGGCAGGCUGGAGAGGGGUCUGCAUCCCAGGGGGAGUGCAAUGCCGUUGGAGGGGUUGGUGUGAAAGUGUCGGCCAGAUCUGGGGAGACAGAUUGGGCAACGGCACACCGGCGCUUAGGGCAUGUGGCAAUGCCUUUGCUGAAGCAGCUGGAGAAGGAUGGAGCCGUUAAGGGUCUGAAGCUGAACGGACAGCCACCCGAUGACAACUGUGAAAUCUGUUUGCUUUCAAAGUUCACCCGUUUCCCUUUCCAUAGUGUGGCUGGCAGGAGCAAGAAGCCUUUGGAGCUGGUCCACAUGGACUUGGUGGGGCCGCUGCCGGUGCAAGGGCACAAGGGGGAGCGGUAUUUUCUUACAAUUGUGGAUGACUGGAGCAGGCUGAUGUGGGCGUAUCCGCUGAAGCAGAAGGACCACGCCGCCUCCACGAUACGGGACGAUUGGCUGCCAUUCGUGGAGAAGCAGGCGGAGUGUGUAGUGAAGCGGAUUAGGACAGACCGGGGUGGUGAGUUCCUUGGAGCUGAAAUGACGGCCUGGCUCAAGAAGCAGGGCAUCCAGAGAGAGCUGACCACGGCUUAUACCCCACAGUCCAAUGGUGUAGCAGAACGGGCAAACCGGACCAUUCUGGAGACAGCUAGGGCGCUGCUCAUAGAAUCUGGGCUGAGCAAUUCUAUGUGGCCUCAUGCUGUCCGGCACGCCACUGUCGCUAGGAACAGGGUGCUCACCAAGGUUGGGGAUGACUCGUGGGUGCCGUUGGAGAGGUGGCUUGGGAGGAAGCCGCCGGUGGACAUGCUGAGGGUGUUCGGUUGCAUGGCAGUCGCCCACGUCCCCAAGACCUACCGCAGUAAGUUGGGGGCGAGUGCAAUCUGGUGUGUGCAUUUGGGGCUGGCUGCUGAGAGCAAGGGAUGGCUGCUGUGGGAACCAUCCAAGGGUGUGUUGUUUGACAGCAGGGAUGUGAAAUUCAUUGAGGGCAUGAUGUAUGGGAGCUGGGAGAAACAGCCGGAGGCAAGGGUGUCCCAGCAGAUGGAGCAGAUCACCAUGCAGCUGGACCUGACUCCUAGUGUGUGGGAGGAGGGAGAGGAGGCAGCUGCUGGAAAUGGUGAUGGAGAGAAGGUACAGGAGGCAUCUGCUGGUGGAGAAAAUGGUGUGGAAACUGGCGGCAGCACUAGUGGAGCUGCUGGACCCGAGGGAGGAGAGAAGCAGCAGCUAGGGACCGAAGAGGCAUUGCUGAUUCUACCUCAUGGCUAUGACCCGGAUGAGGAGGAUGAGCCUGCGUACUGUUUUCUUGCCCCUGCACCAGAGGAACCAGCUAGCAUGGAGGAGGCAUUAGCUGGACCAGAUAGGGACAAGUGGCUGGCUUCUAGGGAUGCUGAGUACCAGAGUCUGCUGGAGAAUAGGACAUGGGAUCUGGUGGUGCUGCCUGAUGGGAAGAAAGCGAUACAAUGCAAGUGGGUGCUGAGGAUCAAGACCGAUGACAAGGGGCAGGUCACCAUCUACAAGAGUAGGCUGGUGGCGAAGGGGUUUAUGCAGAAGGAGAAGCAGGACUUCAACGAGAUCUUUGCUCCCACUGCCAAACCCCCUACCCUCCGUGUCUUGUUGGCAGAUGCAGCUGUUAGUGGGAAAUUCAUCAUUCAGAUGGAUAUUUCAACGGCAUUCCUGAAUGGGAUUUUAGAGGAGGAUGUGUACAUGACGCAGCCGCCUGGGUAUGAGGAUGGUACGGGCAGGGUGUGCAAGCUCAACAAGUCCAUCUACGGCUUGAAGCAGGCGCCACGCUGCUGGUACCAGAAGUUGGCAGCUGUUUUAGAGGAGAUGGGAUUCAGGACCAGCAGCUGUGAUGAGAGCCUCUUUCUCAAGGGCGAGGGGGAGAAGCUGGUGCUGUUUCUGGUCUAUGUGGACGACAUUCUUCUCUUCAGCAGCAGCAUGAAGGAGAUCCAGAAAGUGCAGCAGCAACUGAUGGAAAACUUCAAGUGCAAGAACCUUGGGGAGGUAAAGUACUACCUCGGGAUGCACGUGGAGAGGGAUCCAGAUCACAGGUGGUUGAAGCUGCACCAGGAGAAGUUCAUCAAGGAGCUGGGGGAGAAGUAUGGGAUUGAGAAUGAGCGCAAGGUUGCAACUCCCCUGCCAGCAGAAUUCAAGCUUGUGAAGGCUGCAGAGGAUGAAGGGGUUGAAGCUGAAGAGCAGCAGCAAUUUCAGUCCUUGGUGGGCAGCCUCUUGUACGCAGCAGUUCACACGAGGCCCGACAUCUCUUUCUCGGUUGGGCAGCUGGCUAGGGUGGUGCAGAAUCCAUCAGAGGAGCAGGUGGAUGCAGCUGAGCGUGUGGUGAAGUACCUGAACUCUCACCCAAGCAUUGGAGUUCAAUACUCCGCAUCUGCACAGGUGAAGCAGAAAGGGGUGGAGGUGCUGAAAGAGAAGGGGGAGAGGCUUGGAGAAGGCAAGCUAUUUCUCACUUGCUUUACCGAUGCUACGUGGGCUUCUGAGAAGGAGGAUUCCUCAUCUGUGGGAGGAUACAUCUGCGUAGUUGGGGGAGGACCUGUUAGUUGGAGGUCCAAGAAGCAGACGGAGACGGCACUCUCUUCCGUAGAAUCAGAGUACAUGGCGAUGUUCCAUGGGGUGAAGGAGGUGAUUUGGCUGAGGAGGCUGUUAGAGGAGAUUGGCCAGGAGCAGAAAGUUGCUACGCCGCUGUUUUGUGAUAGCAAGGGGGCUCUUGGGAUGGCCAGAAACGCUGUGCUUCAUGGGCUGAACAAGCACAUGCGUAUCAAGUGGCACUGGCUGCGUAAGGAGGUGAAGAGGGGGACGGUGAAUCCAAUCUACAUCAAGACUCACCAGCAGCCAGCAGACUUUCUCACCAAGAGGCUUGCGGAUGAGCCUCAUUGGCGUUGUGUGCGCAUGAGUGGAAUGAGCAUGAACUAG
Closterium sp. Yama58-4 is the source of this 4233-nucleotide messenger RNA. Lineage: Eukaryota; Viridiplantae; Streptophyta; Zygnematophyceae; Desmidiales; Closteriaceae. The record is from the annotation of a GenBank genome assembly.